GCCCUUUCUACUCCACAUCUCAAGACUGAUUCCCCGUCAUCGGGCUAACUUACUUAUGUGCACUUUAUCUACGACGUCCAUUCAACCCACAAGUCAUUCAUUCAUUCAGGUCUUGGUAUUCUUCUACAGUUGCUACCGCUUCCCUCCUAAUGAUCCGGUGCAAGACUCUGUCGCGGCGAAAAAAGAAUGGACGACGGCUUCGUCCUGCAUCAUCGAAAUGGCGCCCGCGUGCCAAAACCGAGAACGAGCACUGUGCGUUUGCGCAAGCGUUCCGGGGCCGCGAUUUGAGGUCCUGGAAGUCACUUGCACUUUAGCAGAGGUCCACAGGUCAGUGGGCGGCCAGCUGGUACCAACUGUCGAACUCUUGGGGUACGGUGCAUGCCGCAAAGUGGGAAGCCGUCGGAAAGUCGAGCUCUCCUCUCGGCAAAAAGUCAUAGUGGUGUCCUUCGGUGGUUCAGAGUCUGUGGGACCGAUCGAGACGAGGGUCUGUCUCCCAAAAACCAUCUGGAGUCAGUCCCGUCAGUCGCCUUCACAUUGUGCCAUUGUCCAGUCUCCCCCUCAUCCCACAUUUCUGUUCGCCCAACGCAAUCCGCCCCAAGCAUUGGUUUCAGUCAUAGUCAUGAUAGACUUCAAGAUCUCUAGGACCGCUCUGUAUCGCCGCUUUCCAUCUCACACCUCUUAGCUAGAGAGCUUGUUGCAGGCGCUCCCCUCCAAGCUCCCGUCGCGAGCGCUCACGACCUUUUUCCAUCCUGUCGCUCCAACUACCACCUUAACUGGACCACUUUACAAUCAAAAUCCA
This is a messenger RNA of Pseudomassariella vexata, 799 nucleotides long. RefSeq lists its product as uncharacterized. The transcript has a single exon. The coding region runs from base 56 to 682 and encodes 208 amino acids. The record is from RefSeq and is a predicted model, not a curated record. NCBI's taxonomy places the organism in Eukaryota, Fungi, Ascomycota, Sordariomycetes, Amphisphaeriales, Pseudomassariaceae.